AUGACAAAAAACCCAUUGUAGAUAUUAAAAAUCAAUACCAAAGUGUUCAAACCACAAACUCAAGUAGUGCUGCUGUACAACAACCAAAUGUCAAUGUGUCGACCACAGACACAGCAGCAGCCGCCUCCACCUCAUCCGUUGUUGUGCCUCCGAGUAGUCGACCUUUAUUGGGUGUUAAUGGAACCGGUCAACGUAAGGAUAUGACAGAUAAAAUAGCCUCAACAACAGCGGCAACAACACUUCAAACGGAUAUUACAAAAAGUGCCGAUGGACAAGCAGCAUCAUCAUCUGACGAAGCCAAAAAGAAUGCAAAUCCAUUACCUAAAAAGGUGUUGUCAGCUACCAAAGUAGCCGCAACUGGUGUCGCAGCCACUGUUGCCGGAACAAUUGCUGCAGCAACUGGUGCCGUAACUGGAUCAACAAAUAGUACAGAAGAAAGUGAUUUGGAAAAACUAAUUGACUCCAUCGAUAUUCCGGAAGAAGACACUAUGGAAACAUUGAAGAAGACAAAUCGUACUUUGAAUACAACUUCGGAUCAUCAUCAAUAUUACAAUAGCACAACAUAUACCGACAAAGAUAAGGCCGAUAAAUAUUGGAAUGAAAUUAAAAAUAUCACACCCAAUUUGAUGUUAUCACAAUCUCAUCGCCGCGCUAUGACUGUAUUAUUGAGUUUUGAUUUCCCCUUCUAUGGUCAUCCCGUGAGAAAUGUUACCGUUGCCACUGGUGGUUUCAUCUAUACCGGCGAUUAUGUACAUUCAUGGUUGGCUGCUACACAAUAUAUUGCACCAUUGAUGGCAAAUUUCGAUACAAGUCUUUCGGAAGAUUCAUUUGUUCGUAUAAACGACACAGGUUUUUCGUUUACUGUCAUCUGGGAAAAUGUUUCUCUUCAGGACAAACAAGAUGUUGGUAAAUUCACGUUCAGUGCUACGCUACACAAAAACGGUGAUAUUGUCUUCACUUACUUCAAAGUGCCAAUUUUCAUUAAUGCCAUACAAGAUGACAAACAUCCUGUAAAGGUUGGACUCUCAGAUGCUUAUAUUAUGGAUCAAGAUGUUGGCAAUGCUCGUAGAAAGACAAUUUAUGAAUAUCACCGUGUUAGCUUUGGUAAUACCCAGAUUACAAAUGCCACCAUUAUUUAUUUCACCGCCUUGCCAACAUGUUUGCAAUAUACCGAUUGUGCAUCUUGUUUGAAUCACAACACCGAUUUCACCUGCUUCUGGUGUCCUACCGCCAACAGAUGCUCAACUGGUACCGAUCGUAAGAGACAAGAAUGGAAAACACAUUCCUGUGAACGUUUCCAAAUUAUUACGGCAUCUACUUGCCCCGCUGCUGGUAGCAACACUACUAAUACAGAUGACUCGUCAACAACAACAGCUCCCGUGGAUAGUGGCAAUACGGAAUAUCAAUACAAUGGUACACAAAUGAAACCCUUGGCUGGAACACAAAUGAAAUCCAUGGCCGAAGAAGCAGAGCCCUCACAAAAAAUGAGCCUAACAUUGGGUCUAUUUAUACCAAUUUGCCUGGUGUCUUGUAUUGUAUUGUGGGUGUUGUAUGCCUAUCGGAAUCCACAUACGAAAAGUGGACAAUUACUUAUACAGUCCAAAUAUCGUCAGUAUCGUCCAAGCCAAUGGUCAUGGAGACGUGGAGAAGCUCGUUACACAGCUGCAACGAUACACAUGUAGACAAUUAAACAAUUUUAAUUUUAGAC
Molecule: messenger RNA, 1708 nt
Organism: Musca vetustissima
Lineage: Eukaryota; Metazoa; Arthropoda; Insecta; Diptera; Muscidae
Product: plexin domain-containing protein 1
Exons: 10
Source: RefSeq, a predicted model, not a curated record